Metarhizium robertsii ARSEF 23 is the source of this 1479-nucleotide messenger RNA. RefSeq names its product Zn(2)-C6 fungal-type DNA-binding domain protein. Gene Ontology annotation, molecular function: zinc ion binding; DNA-binding transcription factor activity, RNA polymerase II-specific. The record is from RefSeq and is a predicted model, not a curated record. The transcript has 3 exons. Lineage: Eukaryota; Fungi; Ascomycota; Sordariomycetes; Hypocreales; Clavicipitaceae. The coding region runs from base 1 to 1479 and encodes 492 amino acids. Gene Ontology annotation, biological process: regulation of DNA-templated transcription.
AUGGUUGGCGUCCCUCGCAGCACGGGGUGCCAGCUAUGUCGAAGGAGAAGGGUCAAGUGUGAUGAGGUACGGCCCGAGUGUGGUAACUGUCGCAAAUAUGGCGCCGACUGUCCUGGAUAUGAACGAGGCAUCAAAUUUGUAUCAGGGAAGCAUGCAAUUCGACCGCGGACAAAAACCGGGAAUAGGGAGGGUAGGGAGCUGAGCAAGGAGGCAUCGCCGUUCUCGGCAGCAGCGUCGAGGGCGUCGGCGAGUCGACCCUCGAGGGCAUCUUCUCCUACGUCAGAGUCAACAAUCUCAACGCUAUCAAGGUCACCCCGUCCCAACAGGGCAGAGUUUGUCAGCACCAUCGUGGCCUCUGUGAAAGCAGACAUCUCCAAGGCUGACAUAUCGGGGUUUUUGUCGUGGUGUGACAUGGACAAAUUGGGUGUAAAGGCGGUGCUGGAUGGAGCCAUGUGCUCCCUGGCCUUGCACCUGGUGGGCAAGGAGAAUGAGGAUGAUAGCAUGGUAGCACAUAGUAGGACCAUCUAUGGGCAUUCGCUAGGGCAGCUGCAGACGAGUUUGCGGCACGAAACGGAGUGGAAGACGUCCGAGACACUAUGUGCGGCGAUGCUGCUUUGCAUUUUCGAGCUCUUUGCCGGAACAAAUUCAUCCGAUUCCUGGCUAUUGCACGCUAGAGGAAUAGGGACGUUGAUAGAACAACGGGGACCAAAUGCUCACUCAGAAGGAUGGGAUGCCUCGAUGAUACUGGCGUUUCGAGGCGUCUUGAUCAUGUGUGACAUGUUCUUCCCCUCGGGCGAAGGCUGUUUCCUCUCCCGCCCAGAAUGGAAGCCGGUAGUCCGUGACGGAGGCCGCCACCUUAUUCACCCUGCAGCUCACCUGGUCAGCACUAUUCACGUAAUUGACGAGUUCUUUGAGCGCCUUGCGGAAAUACCUAGCGUUUUAGCACCAACCUUUGUUCUCCGCGAGUCCAAGACCAUGGGCACGUUUCAGCAACCUGAUGAUGUGGAAAUCGCCGCUCUGGCCCUCCGCUCCAUUGAGUACCGAAGACUGUUCAACGCCUGGUACGACAAGUUUACGACGAUUGCGCCUCUGCCGUACGAUAUCCCGUCGCAGGAUCCAGAUUCUCCAUUCGACUUUGUCCUGCAGUACAACAUGUCGUGGAUGGGGUCCAUGUACAUUGGUUAUUGGGCAUGUCUGUUGAUUCUGCAGGAGGCGUUGGUACAGUGUGAGUGGCCGGAAGAGUUUGAGCAGUCGAGGGGCGAGUUGGUACGGAAUAUUCUACGGUCCAUUGAGACUGUGGGUGCUGGGACAAUGGGCCCGUACAGAGUUGGUUUUGGCAUACGAAUAGCGUAUGAGCUUGCGAGUGCAGAGUUGCAGCUGUGGGUGAGGAGGGUGCUGGAUCGGUUCAAAAAGACGUAUGCCGCGACGGACAAGUCGACGUAUCCUGCGCCGAGGACCGAUGAUGGCGGAUAUUCAUAG